Stylonychia lemnae is the source of this 1272-nucleotide messenger RNA. The record is from the annotation of a GenBank genome assembly. NCBI's taxonomy places the organism in Eukaryota, Ciliophora, Spirotrichea, Sporadotrichida, Oxytrichidae.
AUGAAGUUCAUGUUCUUCAAGGCUGAAGCCAUCCAAGGGAAAAUUUUGACAAUCUAUGAGAUGCUUGAGUCACAACAGCCAGAUAUAUUGAUAAUUACAGAUACUCAGUACUCAUAGAACCAAGAUAUUCAGUUCUUUGGUUACUAAUUCUUUAAGACUAUGAGUUCAAAGAUGAGUGGAGUCAUUAUUCUCGUAAAGUAUCAAUUGAAAGCUCAUUUAGUAGAAAUGUACAAUGAUUCACAACUCACUGUUGAAAUAUCAAUUGAUAAUUAAAAGUUGUUUGUACUAGCUGCAAAUAUGUUCAUUGAAGCUGAGUGGAAAAGUUUUAAAAAUUUGGUCAAAAAUCUUAAAGAUAUAUACUUGAACCCUAAGGUUGUAAUUUGUGGGAAUUUCAAUAAAUUCUACUACCAGCUUCAAAGAAUUAAAUAAAAGUACAAUUUUAACUGGGCUGAUUAAUUGACAGUGAAUUAAGAAAUUAUUCCGCAAUUUAGAGAUGAAAUAAAUGCACUUGUUACAUCAGAAGACAUAGUAGAAAUGAAAAGACAGAAAUAUGAUGGAAUAGCUUCUGAAGUUUACUAAUGCUUGAUCGCUUUGAAUACGUAUAAGAAGCAGGUUUUUAUCGGGGAUAGAGAAUUUUACUCUAAAAAGAGAGUAAGUCAAUUUCUGAGAAGAAUGUAUAAUUUUAGUCUGACUAAAGAUCCAUCUUAUAUAAUUAAAAAAAGUGUUUAUAAGACAGUUGCUAGUACACAUGUUUUUAGACCCUAAUAAAUGUUUAAUAUGCCUUAUGAAAAAGAUUGGUUUUAAAAACGAUCUUAGUUUAAAGAGAAUAUUUGGUCAAUAAAGUUGCAAAAAAUAGAUAAAGCUCUCAGAUUUAAGAACAUUGAUAUCAAUAAAUUUUACAAUAAGAUUUAAAAAGCUAUUAAGCAUGGUAACUUUUGUGAAAAUGCUCAUGGUACUUUAGAUGGGCGAGGAGUUGAAGUCUAUGCCAAGCAUUAUGGAUAGAUUUAUAGUGAUCCAAGUCUUGAGAUUUCAAAAAUCAUGGACUCAAAAAAUUUGCCUGAUCAAAUCCUAAAAGAGUUCUUAGAAAGAGGAAUAUAAAAUUUGAAAAUCGGGCAAGGAUUAUCUCGAGAUUUGAUCCCAGAUGAUUGCUUUUCAAAAUAGCUUCUUAUAGACAAAGUCUUUUAUGAGAGAGACUCAAUAUUUAAUUCAGCUGAAAGAUUAAGUGUUGCUGAGAAGGCAAAGGCAUUGAUAAUAUCUAAAAAUAACAAGUGA